This is a messenger RNA of Gloeophyllum trabeum ATCC 11539, 1722 nucleotides long. RefSeq names its product G-protein alpha subunit. NCBI's taxonomy places the organism in Eukaryota, Fungi, Basidiomycota, Agaricomycetes, Gloeophyllales, Gloeophyllaceae. Gene Ontology annotation, cellular component: heterotrimeric G-protein complex. Gene Ontology annotation, biological process: adenylate cyclase-activating G protein-coupled receptor signaling pathway. The transcript has 9 exons. Gene Ontology annotation, molecular function: GTP binding; G protein-coupled receptor binding; G-protein beta/gamma-subunit complex binding. The record is from RefSeq and is a predicted model, not a curated record. The coding region runs from base 144 to 1205 and encodes 353 amino acids.
ACAGUGCGAACUUGAGUUCUUUACCCAUUCAGUUCACUUCGAACCGGGCAGAGUUCAGGCCGCAGGAUCGACCCGCGGCGGAUAAACGACACUCGUAGGUUCGAAGAAACAAGAGUUGGACAGCGUUGUGUGUAUAAGGGACGAUGGGGAAUUGUGCGUCUACGGAGGAUAAGGAGGCGAAGGCGCGGUCGGACGCUAUUGACCGGGAUAUCGAGGUCGACUCGAGGAGGUACAGGAAGGAGUGCAAGAUUCUGCUGCUCGGCUCCGGCGAAUCCGGAAAGUCUACAAUCGUGAAACAAAUGAAGAUAAUCCACCAGAGUGGGUUCUCCAAGGACGAGCUCGCCUCCUUCCGCCCGAUCAUCUACAAGAACGUGCUCGACAGCGCGCAGGCGAUCGUGCUCGCCAUGCGCAAGCUCGGCGUCGACUGCGAGCUGCCGGCGAACCGGCAAAACGCCGACCGGAUCAUCAAUUACACAGUCGAGCCCUCCUCGUCGUUCUCCCUCUCGGAAGAGAUCGCGCAAGCGAUCCACGACGUCUGGCGCGACCCCGUCAUCCCGCGGGUGAUGGACCACAGCAGCGAGUUCUACCUCAUGGACAGCGCGAGCUAUUUCUUCUCGGAGGUGAUGCGGAUCGGCCAGCCGAAUUAUUUACCUACGGAGACGGAUGUGUUGAGGGCCAGGGCGAAGAGCACGGGGAUCACGGAGACGCGGUUUAAUAUGGGGCAGUUAUCAAUACACAUGUUCGACGUCGGCGGACAACGCUCAGAGCGAAAGAAGUGGAUCCACUGCUUCGAGAGCGUCACGUCGAUCAUCUUCUGCACGGCGCUGAGCGAGUACGACCAAGUGCUCCUCGAGGAGCGGAACCAGAAUCGCAUGAAGGAGUCGCUCGACCUGUUCGACUCCGUGAUCAACUCGCGGUGGUUCUUGCGCACGUCAAUCAUCCUCUUCCUGAAUAAAGUUGAUGUCUUCAAGGCGAAGGUGCCGAAGGUACCACUGGAGAAGUACUUCCCCGAGUACACGGGCGGGCCGGAUGUGAAUAAGGCGGCCAAGUUUAUCCUGUGGCGGUACAUGCAGGCGAAUCGCGCGCAGUUAAGCGUUUACCCGCACCUGACAUGUGCGACGGAUACGAGCAAUAUCCGACUGGUGUUCGCCGCCGUUAAGGAGACGAUCCUCCAAAACGCCCUGAAAGACUCGGGCAUCUUAUAGACCUUCCUCCUCUCCGUCCUCGGCUGCCCUCUCGUCCUAUCUAUCUUUCCUCCAGCACGGGUUUGUGGUGUAAGGUGUAUGUGGUGUCCUUGGUUUGUCUGACCAUCUCGUCCUAUGUAUCGGGUCGCGUCCACGACAAGUCCGUCCUUUUCCCCCAGAGUCUGAGUUAUUAUAGCCCUCCCUCUGUAUUAUAGCGAAGUCCGCCGCGCUUCGUUUCUCCGUCUCCCCGCUGUAUCCCUCCCAGCUGGCCGUCCGUCUUCGCCGUCUUCAGACCGAUCACCCAUCCUGCCUCCAGUUCACCACGCACUCGGCGCACUCCACCUUCCACGGCGGACACUUACCCAACUGCCUCUCGUCCUCACCAUGUCUAGAUAUGUGUAUUCUACGGCGAUCUUUAAUCCUUCACUGUAUAUUCGUUCGACGAUCCAUCCGUCUAUUCAUCCGUCUUCUUCGGACUAUCGAAUAGGAUUGACUGUAGCCACACCACGCAAUGUAUAGUAUGAUAUCUAUCUGAAUC